CGGAAAAGCCCAGAAGCACCGUCAUUCUUCUUCUUCUUCUCUCUCGCGCCUAGGGUUUUAGCAUCACUUCAGUGCUUCUCAGUUCUCGAAUUUCCAAAGAUUCAGAACAAUGCCUCGGUAUUACUGCGAUUACUGCGAUACGUAUUUGACCCACGAUUCGCCUUCGGUUCGAAAGCAGCACAAUGCGGGUUACAAACACAAGGCAAAUGUGCGGCAGUACUAUCAGCAAUUUGAGGAGCAGCAAACUCAGAGUUUGAUUGACCAAAGGAUUAAGGAACAUCUUGGCCAGACUGCAGCUUACGGGCAAGUUGGCGCAGCUUACAAUCAGCAUCUAAUGGCUAGGCCUCGCCUUCCUGUUCUACCAAACCCUAUGAUGCCACAAAUGCCUGGAGGUCCACCAAUGGCUCCAGGGAUUAGACUUCCUGUUUUGCCAAGACCUGGAGGUCCACCAAUGGCUCCAGGAGUAUACCAACAACAACCCAUGAUGCAAAUGAUGGCUCCACCUGGGGCUCCUGGGAUGCCUGGUCAAGUAAAUAUUCCCAUGAGGCCUCCCACUUUGAGUGCUCCACCAUCAGUUCCCGGCAGCGCACCACCCAAUGCUACUAACGGUGCCCCUUCUGUGGCUGCACCCCCAAUGUAUCAACCUAAUCCAACAGCGCCAACAAGCGGAGGCUAUGAUAGUUUCAAUUUAAAUGCACAGCCUCCUGAAUCUAGUCAGUGAUGUAGUUCAAUUGGCAAUCAUGAGAAAACCAGGAUCACUCUUCUUGCAGCACUUCUGUUGGAGAAGUCUUCUGCCAUGACUUUUUCCCAUGGUUUGCAGCAUGUGAUGUGAAUGAGAAGCUUGUUAUUUGUUAUCCAGUGUAGAGAAUUGUGAAUUGUGCGAUUAACAUUUUUGUAAACAUUUAACAUAUGGAUAACGUUGUUGAGACGGAGGUCUUGUUAUAAAUGGCUAUCAUAUUUGAACCGCUA
Molecule: messenger RNA, 969 nt
Organism: Rosa chinensis
Lineage: Eukaryota; Viridiplantae; Streptophyta; Magnoliopsida; Rosales; Rosaceae
Product: U1 small nuclear ribonucleoprotein C
Exons: 6
Coding region: 110-721 (203 amino acids)
Biological process (GO): spliceosomal snRNP assembly; mRNA splicing, via spliceosome; mRNA 5'-splice site recognition
Cellular component (GO): nucleus; U1 snRNP
Molecular function (GO): zinc ion binding; pre-mRNA 5'-splice site binding
Source: RefSeq, a predicted model, not a curated record